Malurus melanocephalus (red-backed fairy wren) is the source of this 2543-nucleotide messenger RNA. RefSeq names its product TNF receptor superfamily member 1A (gene TNFRSF1A). Gene Ontology annotation, cellular component: membrane raft; signaling receptor complex; mitochondrion. The transcript is spliced from 10 exons. The coding region runs from base 145 to 1431 and encodes 428 amino acids. The record is from RefSeq and is a predicted model, not a curated record. Gene Ontology annotation, molecular function: tumor necrosis factor receptor activity; tumor necrosis factor binding. NCBI's taxonomy places the organism in Eukaryota, Metazoa, Chordata, Aves, Passeriformes, Maluridae. Gene Ontology annotation, biological process: inflammatory response; signal transduction.
GCUCUCUUUCCUGCAGCCGCUGCCAGGAAGUUGGAGACGGGGUAGUCACUCUCCGCGCCGCUUCGGCCGGCGCUGGGUAGGGCUGCGGCGCCUUUCUCCGGCCGUGGGGCACCCUGCCUUGGGGAUGUAGGGGGCCGCGGAGCCAUGCGCGGCCCGGCGCUGCCCCGCACCUCGCUGGGGACGGUUAUUCUAAUAUUUGUCUGCGUGUUGACAAAAGAAUCUGUAGAAAUUACUCCAGUGCCAUAUACACUGCAAGACUAUCGGGUAGCUUUGGAUGGAAGAGACCCCUCUAAUCCCAUGAGGAGAGAAAAGAGACAGAUUCAGUGUCAACUGGGACAAUACCUACACCCCAGAGAGACCCACUGCUGCAUGAGGUGUCAUGCAGGUACCUUCAAGGCAAAAGACUGUGAACGGCCUGACCAGGCAACUCUUUGUCUCCCAUGUGCUGCUGGCACCUUCACAGCUGUUGAUAACACCAUGUCAAAAUGUUUCCGGUGCACACGCUGUCGUACAGAACUCCAGCAGAUAGUAGAGAGCCCCUGCACCCCACAGCAAGAUACUGUAUGUGGCUGUCAGAAGAAUCAGUAUCAGRUUAAUUCUGAGUCUGAAUUCUUCCAGUGUAGGAACUGCAGCUCAUGUGCCAAUGGGAUCAUUACCAGCUGUUCAAAGAACAAAGAUGCAGUUUGCAGGUGUAAGCCUCCAUUCUUCCUGUCACGUAAYAAUAUUUGCAAGCCUUGCAACAGCUGCACUGGAGAAGAAUGCUUGCACUGUCACAGCCCAGUGACUGCCUCACCAACUUCAUCUGGGCUGAAUGGAAAUCUUGUACUUGGCAUCUUUGUUGCAAUAUUUGGAGUCACCUCUAUCCUCUUCAUUGCACAUAAAAUAGGAAAGCUGGUCCAGAAAAACAACCUAGUGUCGUCUUUCUACCCCUGUGUUUCUUCACCACAGACAGCCAAGGAGMCAGUAUCAGAGGUUGAGCAAAAGAGAAAUGAAAUUUCCAUCCUUCUUCCUGAGUCCCAGAAGGAAACAGAACUGCCAUUGAAUGCAGCUCCAUCUGCACCUCCGCCACAAAGCUCACAUGAGUUACCAGACUGUGUCAGACCUGCCAGGAAGACACAGCUUCCUGACAGCCCUGCCAUUCUCUACACCGUGGUGCACCAGGUACCUCCGUCUCGCUGGAAAGAGUUCGUGCGGCGCCUGGGCCUGAGCGACCACGACCUGGAGCGGAUCGAGCUGGAGCACCGGCGCYUGCAAGACGCCCAGUACGAAAUGCUCAGACUGUGGAAACUGCAGAUGGGCCGUGCUGCUACUGUGGAGCACAUSAGCAGUGUUCUCAACCAGAUGGAGCUCAGUGGCUGCAGCGAYGCUAUUCAAGAGGCUUUGUUAAACCAGAACUCUCCUCAGCCUUGCAGCCUCCACAACCACCUUUAAUCUAUUUCUGCUUUAGCUGCCUUUGACUGUURAGAGAGGAUCAUAACUCUCUUCCUUUCCCCAUAUCUCUCCAUCUUUCUAACACUCAUCAGCUGGGUUUGUUGGAGACAGCAACAGAUUAUGCUGGAGGAAGGCUGAGGUUUGCUUCUCAACCACCGUAUAGUUCAGCACCUUUAAGCMACCUCAGACAUCUGCAACACCUCCUUUCCUAAGGAGGGAAAGCACCUCAUAAAGGAAGUGGUGUGUGGACUCUGACCAAGAUGCAAACAGGAGCUCUGAGUGACUUAAUGAUAGAUCAGCUUUUGUGGACAAGUUGUUGCUGAAGCAGGUGCUCCGCACAUCAUGUGGUGGGUGAACUUGUAGGGUGAUUUGGCUAAGCUGUCUGUUCAGAUGUUAAAGUACUCACUUACUUCUUGCAGAUCUAUUUUUCUGUGAGAUCAACCAGUUGAAGUGGCUCAUAUUGCAGCCUUUUGAUUGCUAAAUCUGACUCAGAGGAAGUGGUGAGAGGAUGUGCCUGUUUCUGGGAGCAGGAGAGGAUUGCCCCCUCUCGGUCUCAACCAGUAGGUAUUGCUGGGGCAAAAUAACUCCUGGAGAUUCAGAAGUGGUGGCUCCCUCUGUGAGAAACAGGAGGACAUUAUCCCCUCCAGUUCCAGAGGAGUAAGGAUUCCAAGCCAGUGAGUCAGAUGAGAUGGUUGGUGCUUUUUUUCUGAAGUUUUGUUUUUUUUCUAUAUCUAGAAACCAAGUAAGUUAGCAUUAACAAAACACCUGCCUGUGUGUUUGUCCAAGUGCGGGGUGGGAAGGAAUGUGUGCAUGUGCCUGACUGAGGUGGGAGCCAUGCAGCUGGCAGUGUGAGCCCCUCUGCAAAUCUGUGCUUGCACACAGGUUGGUAGGCUUGUGUCUACCUGCUUAUCUACCUUUGGAUGAUUCGAUGAAUCUUAACUGCAAAUGGGACUGUGUAUGUGUCUGUAGAGGUAUUUUAGCAACUGUUGAGUAACUUCACACUACUUCCUGCAGUGAAUUCUGUGAUUGCUACUUGGGGGUGGGAGCCAUCCAAUACCAUCUCCAGGCUCUCAUCAUCACUUUUUCACUGUAAUUACCCUGGGUGAACCARA